CGGUAGUAUAUCCGCGUGUGUUAUUUUUUAUAAGACCACUCGAGUGGAUUUUUUUUUUUUUUUAAGUGCACUACACGUCUGUCUAGUAUUUUUGCUGUCGGAAAUUUCGUACGGUUGAACUCGGCGGCAACAACCCUAUGCCGCCGCUGCCUGAUAACUCGCUUAUCCGCCGCCACCGUAGUCAAGGGUCGUCCAGUAGAACCACCGCUGCUUAUAUAGAUGCGUGCUGUCGUCUCGAAGUAUAAUGACGUGCCUUACAAUAAUUCAUCUGUUACUACAAUAAUGCUAGUGUAGUUACGGCGUGGAAAUAGACUAUACGGAUGUGUUGUGGUGUACAACUAAGAGUUAUAUCAUCUUAGUCGCGGCCACAGGAAAUCCCAAUAAAAACAAUAACCGCGAUUGUUUGUGCAUCGAUUUUAUCAUGUUAACGUUAAGUCGCGGCAGAACGUCGGAAUGAUAUUGUCGUCGCCGCUGUCGUCUGUGCGCUGAUGGAGUCGCUGGAGCGAUGGAUGAGGGUAAGCGGUGGCGCUCCGACCCCGAGGAAUGGUGAGGUGGUCGCUGCCGGUGCCGCCGUCGGCCAGGCGCCAACGUUGACCGCCGCCGCCUUGCCGCCGCCCGGUGUCGCAGCGCUCGUACGCAAAGGUCGGCGCCAUCUGAGCGCCACUUUUUGCCUGUCCGGCGACACCAUGGAAGGAAUUAUUCAGUGCCUCGUCUUCCUCAAGGCCUUCUCGUUGGUUGGUGGCGAGUUCGACAUGGAAUUGAAUUUUAUCAUUCAAGACGCUCAAAACAUAAGACACAUGCUAGAGUUGCUGGACCAUUGUCCUCCAAAUUUACAGGCGGAAAUAUGGAGCGUUUUUAUCGCCAUCCUAAGGAAAUCUGUGAGAAACCUGCAGGCCUGCACCGAUGUCAGAUUAAUCGAGCUAGUAGUGAACAGGCUGGCAAAUGCCGACACCGUAGUAGCAGAUCUUUUAAUCGACAUGCUUGGAGUACUGGCCAGUUUCAGUAUUACAGUAAAAGAAUUAAAACUAUUAUUGGGUUCUAUGAAGGCUAUAAACGGAAAAUGGCCGAAACACUCGACGAAGCUUUUGAACGUUUUGCGACAAAUGCCUCAGAGAAACGGACCUGACGUCUUCUUUAGUUUUCCCGGCAAAAAAGGAUCAGCUAUCGUUUUACCUCCGCUGGCGAAAUGGCCGCACGAAAACGGUUUUACUUUUUGCACGUGGUUUCGAUUGGACCCGAUUAACUCGGUGAACAUAGAACGCGAAAAACCUUACUUGUACUGUUUUAAAACGAGCAAGGGCGUCGGGUAUUCCGCUCAUUUCGUCGGAAACUGUUUAGUGUUAACCUCGAUGAAGAUUAAAGGAAAGGGUUUCCAACAUUGUGUUAAGUACGAAUUUCAGCCUCGAAAGUGGUAUAUGAUAGCCAUAGUGUACAUUUAUAACCGGUGGACCAAAAGCGAAAUUAAAUGUGUGGUCAACGGGCAGUUGGCGUCUAGCACGGAAAUGGCGUGGUUCGUUUCCGCAAAUGAGCCGUUUGAUAAGUGUUAUAUUGGUGCGACACCGGAACUGGACGAAGACCGCGUGUUUUGCGGCCAAAUGUCGGCCAUCUAUUUAUUCAGCGAAGCAUUGACCACCCAACAGAUUUGUGCCAUUCACAGAUUAGGGCCCGGAUAUAAAUGUCAGUUCCGCUUUGACAACGAGUGCCAUUUGAGUUUACCAGAAAACCACAAAAGGGUGAGUGAAUUUAAGAGCUUGAGCCAAACCGCCCAAAGCCAGAAUGCAGACAAUUCUAGCAUGUCUCAGCACGCUGUUGAUCGUUCUGUUCUUUAUGACGGAAAAUUAUCGAACGCUAUAGUGUUCAUGUACAAUCCGGUAGCGACCGACAGUCAGCUGUGUUUGCAAUCGACGCCGAAAGGAAAUGCUUCAUAUUUCGUACACACACCACACGCGCUAAUGUUGCAAGACGUUAAAGCUGUCAUCACUCAUUCCAUUCACAGUACUCUGAAUUCCGUCGGCGGCAUACAGGUACUGUUCCCGUUAUUUGCUCAACUUGAUUUGUCUGCCGAACCGCUGGAUAAAAAGGACGCCUCCAUAUGCUGGAAACUACUAGGGUUUAUCUGCGACAUGGUGGAAACCUCACAGACCGUUCAACAGCAUAUGAUUCAAAACCGAGGCUUCCUCGUUAUCAGCUACAUGCUUCAGAGGUCGUCCCGUGAACAUCUGACUUUAGAAGUGUUGGGCUCGUUCUUACGGCUCACCAAACAUCUAGUCACUUGCCUCACACCCAACAACGAGUUAUUACUUAAACAGCUUCUAGACCACAUACUAUUCAACCCCGGUCUAUGGAUAUACACGCCCACUCACGUACAGACCAGACUAUACACUUAUUUGGCGACGGAGUUCCUCUCGGACACUCAGAUCUACUCCAACGUGCGGCGGGUAUCCACCGUGCUGCAAACCGUACACACCCUGAAGUAUUACUAUUGGGUGGUAAACCCUCGGAACAAAAGCGGUAUCGUGCCGAAAGGAUUAGACGGACCGAGGCCAGCUCAAAAAGACAUUCUCAUCAUCCGCGGAUACAUACUGUUGUUCCUCAAGCAACUGAUGAUGCUGGGGGUCGGUACGAAAGAAGACGAGCUCCAGAGCAUUAUAAACUACUUGACUACCGUUUGCGAAGACGAAAACUUACACGACGUUCUCCAAACGCUCAUGUCGCUCAUGUCGGAACAGCCCGCGUCAAUGAUACCGGCUUUCGACGUCAAACACGGUGUUCGGUGCGUUUUCAAAUUAGUCGCAUCCGAAAGUCAAUUAAUUCGACUUCAAGCGUUGAAACUUUUGGGAUUCUUCCUGAGCCGCAGCACGCACAAGAGAAAAUAUGACGUGAUGAGUCCAUUUAAUUUAUACACCCUUUUAGCAGAGCGAUUGAUGCUACAUGAAGAAACUAUAACGCUACCGACAUAUAAUGUACUCUACGAAAUUUUAACAGAACGUAUCAGCCAGCAGAUUCUCUACACAAGACAUCCGGAGCCCGACAGUAACUGCAGAAUGGAAAAUCCUAUGAUUCUCAAAGUCGUAGCCACUUUAAUCCGUCAAGCAAAACCAUCAGAACAACUGUUAGAAGUGAAAAAGAUAUUUUUAUCUGAUAUGACUAUCCUUUGUAGUAACAAUCGUGAAAAUAGAAGAACCGUACUGCAAAUGUCUGUUUGGCAGGAAUGGCUUAUUGCAAUGGCAUACAUCCACCCAAGAACGUGUGAAGAACAAAAAGUUUCCGACAUGGUUUACAAUUUAUUUACCAUGCUUCUUCAUCAUGCUAUUAAACACGAGUACGGUGGAUGGCGAGUAUGGGUCGAUACACUGGCAAUUGUUCAUUCAAAGGUUUCUUUUGAAGAGUUUAAACUUCAGUUUGCUUUAAUGUAUGAACAUUACGAACGUCAACGCAGCGAUAACAUAACUGAUCCUCGGUUGCGACAACAACGUCCAAUUAGUACUAUAUCUGGUUGGGAAAAUCAGCCUCCAGCGCCGCCCAUUAAUCAUUCUCCGUCCGAAAGUCCAGAAUCAGUUGCGAGUACUCCAGUGAAAGAUACACAAACACUGAUAAAUGGCGAUAAAAAUAUAUUAGAGUUACCAGAGUUACCAAAUAAUGAUAUUCGUUUAAUGGAAUGUGAUGGGAAAGACCAAAAAUUAGAAGUAGAAACAGAUAUAAAACGCCAUGAAGAAUCUACCGAAAAUGAUGGAAAAUUAGAUGAGAUUUCUAAUAAGAAAGACCACAAAGAAGACAAGUCGGUGAAAGAAAUUUUCAUCGAGAAUAUAGAAACAAAACAAGACAUUAACAAUAAAAAUGACUCAGAAGAAAACAUUGACAACUCUCAUAACACAUUAGAAGAAACAGAAAUUGAUGUUAAAAAUAAUCUUAACCAAAACGAGAAUAUAGAUCUACAAAUAGAAAAAGAUAGAGAAAAUAAUGAAGUAGAAACAUUGAAUGGUUGUUGUACACAACAAAAUGAACUAACAGUAGAAGUGACUGAAAAGGGUGAAACAGCAAUAGAUGAAAAAGUUCAUCAAGAUGAAGAAUCUGUUGAAGAACCUGUACUUAUAAAUAGUAAAAUAUCUUCCAUAUCUAGUUUGGACAACGAGCAAAUUGUUGCAAGUAAAUUAGAAAAUGACCUACAACCAAAUGCACUUGCUGCAAUUACUUCUACUGAACAAUUGUUGAAUAGUAUCAACACAAUGUUAAAUGAAAAUGAAGAAUCUGCCAUUAUUGAGAACGGAACUGACAAUGACAUUUCUAUAGUUUCCAGUAGCUCUGAAAAUAAUAAAGAAAUAAAUAACAAGUUCAACGGCAAAGUAGCUAAUCAAGACAGUAUUAGUAACAGCAGUGAUAGUGAAACCACACCAAUUACAGAAUCUUCACCAAACAAAGUACUUAACGAUAGAACUAAUGAAGAACGAGAUGUCGACCAAUCAAUAUCUGUAUUUACUAUACAAACUUGUGAUAAUGUCGACAGUGACUGUUCAGAAGCAUAUUUGACGCCAAGUGACCUAAACGACACACCAAAAAAAAUGAAUGAGAAAAAUUUUACCCAAACUGGUCCAAUCAGUAUUAUUCAUGCAGACGAUUCAAAUAUGCCCAUAGAGCAUAAUAGCAAUCUUGAAACCUCGUCCGUGAACCCUAUCGAUACAAAUUUAGAUAACACAGAUAUAGUUGAGUGUGUUACAAACAUCGAAAUAGUUGAAAAUAAAAGUACAAUUGUGAGUAAUGAAAAUAACGAACAAAUUGAUCUUCAAACCCACAAAGAAAAUGUUUCAGAAGUUUCAGAAAAAAAUAUUGAACUGACUAAAAUUUCAGACAAAGUUGUUAGUGAUAUAAAAUCAGCUGAAGUUAAUACCGUGGAAGGAGAAACAGAUGAGAAGACUAAAAAGAAGCCAGCCGCCCCAAGUGUGGAUUCACGACCUAUGUUCAAUCCAGGUCCUUCGAGACCCCCGUUUAGAAUACCGGAAUUCAAAUGGUCUUACAUUCAUCAAAGACUAUUAUCUGACGUUCUGUAUUCCCUCGAAUCCAACAUACAAAUUUGGAGAGGUCAUUCUACAAAAUCUGUACUGGAUUUUGUUAAUGGUUCUGAAAACGCAAUAUUUGUUGUCAAUACUGUUCAUUUGAUCUCUCAGCUAUCAGAUAAUCUAAUCAUUGCAUGUGGCGGGCUGUUACCAUUACUUGCGUCGGCCACAUCACCCAAUAGUGAAUUAGACAUUAUGGAACCUACCCAAGGAAUGACUGUUGAAGUAGCUGCAUCGUUGUUACAACGACUUGUGAACAUGGCUGACGUACUAGUAUUUGCUAGUUCACUGAAUUUUUCCGAAUUGGAAACUGAAAAAAACAUGUCCAGUGGUGGAAUACUUAGACAAUGUCUACGUUUGGUUUGCACAAAUGCAGUACGUAACUGUUUAGAAUGCAAAGAGCGCAGCCGCCUUUUAGUUUUACCGUCACAGCCAAAUAAUCCAAAACAACUGCACCUACAAUCUCUCAUACGAGCUGGCCAGUCUUCGCCAAAAAGUUUGAUUGAUGGAUCAACUAAUCCGAUACGUGAUCCAGAGAAAUUACUACAGGAAAUGGAUAUUAAUCGUCUACGUGCAGUUAUUUAUAGAGAUGUGGAGGAAACCAAACAAGCUCAGUUUCUGUCACUAGCUAUUGUGUAUUUUGUAUCAGUUCUGAUGGUAUCGAAAUAUAGAGAUAUACUUGAACCUCCAACAACUUCAAUGCAGGUGCACGGAAGCACGCCGGCCAACAACCAAGCGCCAACCGAAAGCCCAACAAAUUGUCAUGGUACAAGACCAUUGUUCCCUCAAUGGUCUCAUCAUGUAUAUCCCCAAUUCUUACCUCCGUCGCAUUCAAUAGAUCCACAAAUGCCCCGUAACUUCAGCCAUCGCAACAUAAUGUCACAUUACGCUGCGCCCUCGUUAGGACAUCAAGAUGAGGAAGAUUACACUGUAAUGGCGUCAAUGGAUAAUAUAGAUCAUUCUUCACAGCCGUCAAAUAACGCUUGUAAUAAGAGUGUUUGUUCGGAAGAACUAGCAUCUACUAGCUCGCAAGCAUGUAGUGAUGCCGACAGUAAUGAUACUGAUAACAAAGCCAGUACAAUAGUGUCAGCUCAAAAUGAAGAAGCGUGGACUGACGUUAAUCUCAAUGAAGAUUCUCAAUCAAACAACGAAGAUGGCAGACGAAUUCACAGAGAUGUAAGAGGAGAUAAGCCGUUAAGUGAAAUAUCUGUUGUAAAUGUUCCUGCACCUACUACUCAGAAUGUUAAUGUGCAAAAUCCCGGACAUAAUGUUGAAGAUUUUAGUUUAAAGAAUGUUAAUUUACCACAUCAAACACACGUUCCUAAUAGAGAAGCAUCAUUGACAAAUAAGUUGGAAGCUGCACUCGGGUCUGUGUGUCCAUUGUUACGUGAGAUCAUGGUGGAUUUUGCUCCAUUUUUAUCGAAAACAUUGGUUGGGUCCCACGGUCAAGAAUUACUAAUGGAAGGAAAAGGUUUGACAACUUUUAAAAAUAGUCAAUCAGUGGUGGAACUUGUAAUGUUGCUGUGUUCUCAAGAAUGGCAAAAUUCAUUACAGAAACACGCCGGUCUCGCUUUUAUAGAACUUAUAAAUGAAGGGCGAUUACUGUCACAUGCUAUGAAGGAUCAUAUUGUUCGCGUAGCCAAUGAAGCCGAAUUUAUAUUGAACAGGAUGAGAGCGGACGAUGUACUUAAACAUGCAGAUUUUGAAGCUCAAUGUGCUCAAACUACAUUAGAACGCCGAGAGGAAGAAAAAAUGUGUGACCAUUUGAUAACAGCUGCCAGGCGACGCGACAGUGUUGUUGCAAGUCGUAUCUUGGAUAAAAUCUGUAAUAUUCUCUCAAACAAGCAUGGUGCUUGGGGUUAUUUACGCGAAAACGUUCCCACGAGAAUGUCUCAAUUUUGGAAAUUGGAUGUUUGGGAAGAUGAUGCCAGACGCCGCAAACGGUUUGUUCCCAAUCCAAAAGGAACAACUCAUCCAGAAGCUACGUUAAAAGCGGCUUUGGAACACGGCGCUCCUCAAGAUGCUAUACUUCAGGCUAGAGAAGAAGUUUUCCAUGCACAGUUAGUAGCCAUGAGCACACAAAGUGGGCCGGGUGGUCAGUCGUCUGAUUUGCUUGACGAUUCAGAACUUAUGACUGAUGACAGAGAACUGGACGUUGACCUAACGGGCCCUGUGAAUAUCAGCACCAGAGCUUCGUUGAUCUCGGCCGGAGUCGUUGCACCUGGGAUUGUUAGCAUAACGUCGGCAGAACUCUAUUUUGAAGUGGACGAAGACGAUCCAGAAUUCAAAAAACUCGAUCCCGAGGUGCUGAAAUAUUGCGACCACUUGCAUGGAAAAUGGUACUUUUCCGAGAUCAGAGCAAUAUUUUCAAGGCGUUACUUGUUGCAGAACAUAGCUAUUGAAAUAUUCAUGGCAAGUCGAACAUCGGUCAUGUUUUCAUUCCCUGAUCAGAACACAGUGAAGAGAGUUAUAAAAGCAUUGCCAAGAGUGGGAGUCGGUAUCAAAUAUGGCUUACCGCAAACUAGACGAGCAUCUAUGAUGUCCCCAAGACAGCUGAUGAGAAAUUCGAACAUGACUCAAAAAUGGCAGCGCAGAGAGAUAUCAAAUUUCGAAUACCUGAUGUUCCUGAACACCAUUGCAGGAAGAACAUACAACGAUUUAAAUCAAUAUCCGGUAUUUCCUUGGGUGUUGACAAAUUACGAAUCAACCGAGUUGGAUUUGGGUCUUCCGUCCAACUACCGUGACCUGUCUAAACCGAUUGGUGCGUUAAAUCCGAGUAGAAAAGCAUACUUCGAAGAACGAUUUAGCUCAUGGGAAAACGAAUCCAUUCCACCAUUCCAUUACGGUACCCACUACUCUACCGCAGCAUUUGUGUUAAAUUGGCUGAUUCGAAUUGAACCGUUUACAACAAUGUUUUUGGCUUUACAAGGUGGAAAAUUCGACCAUCCCAAUCGGUUGUUUUCGUCCGUAGCUCUGUCUUGGAAGAAUUGUCAAAGGGACACUUCUGACGUUAAGGAAUUGAUUCCCGAGUUAUUCUUCUUGCCCGAAAUGCUAUCCAAUGACAAUGAAUACAAACUGGGCCAUCAAGAAGAUGGCACGCCCGUCGGCAACGUCGAUCUUCCACCUUGGGCCACGUCUCCAGAAGAAUUCAUUAGAAUCAACAGAAUGGCUCUGGAAUCUGAAUUUGUAUCCUGUCAACUUCAUCAGUGGAUCGAUUUGAUUUUUGGAUACAAGCAGAGAGGACCGGAAGCCGUAAGAGCGUCAAAUGUUUUUUAUUAUUUGACAUACGAGGGCAGUGUAGACAUGGAUACUAUUACUGAUCCUAUAAUGAGAGAAGCUAUCGAGAACCAGAUACGCUGUUUCGGGCAAACGCCAUCGCAGCUGUUGAUGGAACCGCAUUUGCCUCGAAGCUCAGCCAUGCACAUUUCGCCAAUGAUGUUCACAAGUAUUCCCGAUGAUGUGUGCAUGACCAUGAAGUUCCCGUCCAACUCUCCAAUAUGUCACAUUUCGGCCAACACAUUCCCUCAAUUACCAAUGCCUGCCGUUGUUACAGUUACCACUAACAUGCAAUUUGCCAUAAACCGAUGGAACACAAAUUAUUCGGUGACUAUUCAAUCGCCUAGCUAUGCGGAUAGUCCUCAACAACCUAAUGUUAACCUACCGCUCGUCAUGGACCAGAUUUUAACUCAAUCAAAUAACAAUUCCAGCGUGACAUUAAGACGUCAUCUUGGCGACAAUUUCAGUCAAAUGUUGAAAAUCAAAUGGAACUGUUUUGUCACGACCGUCGACAGUCGUUUUCUAAUUGUUUGUGGAUUUUGGGAUAAUAGUUUUAGGGUUUUUUCAACAGAAACUGCAAAAAUCAUCCAAAUUGUAUUCGGUCAUUACGGCGUUGUGACUUGCUUGAGCCGUAGUGAAUGUAACAUAACAUCAGAUUGUUAUAUUGCUAGCGGGUCUACCGAUUGUACGAUAUUGCUGUGGCACUGGAACGCCAGAAGUCAGACUAUAGUCGGCGAAGGCGACAAUCCCACUCCAAGGGCUACGCUGACAGGUCACGAGCAACCUGUAACUUCAGUGGCUAUAUCUGCUGAACUAGGAUUAGUGGUUUCCGCAUCAUCGAGUGGCCCAGUUUUGAUUCACACGACAUUUGGUGAUUUAUUACGAUCGUUGGAUCCGCCCAACGGAUUCGAAAAUCCCGAAUGUGCUGUUAUGUCUCGAGAAGGUAUUAUAGUCGUGAAUUACGAACACGGAAGUAUAGCAGCGUAUACAAUAAACGGAAAACGACUAAGACAUGCUACACACAAUGAUAAUAUUAGAUGCAUGUUGCUGAGCAGAGACGGAGAAUAUUUAAUGACAGGCGGCGAUAAAGGCAUCGUUGAAGUAUGGAGAACGUUCAAUUUGUCCCUUUUGUAUGCUUUUCCAGCUUGUGACAGUAGUGUACGAUCAUUAGGACUCACGCACGACCAAAAGUUCUUAUUAGCCGGAUUGUCAACAGGAUCUAUUGUGAUAUUCCAUAUUGACUAUAAUAGAUGGCAUCAUGAAUUCCAACAGAGAUAUUGAAUACCAAUAUUGAUUGUUUCAGAUUUAUUUUUAAUUAUUUUAUUCAAUAACUAACUUUUUUUUUUUUAUUAAGUCAGAGCUCAAUGAAUAAUAAAGUUAGGUAGGGACAUGCAAUAACUUGUCACUCCCAUAGCUCAUUGCUAGCCGGGGGAAAUUAUUUAACGUGGCAUUCAAUAUAUAGUUUGACAUGUAUAUGCUCAUUAAUGGUUGUUAAUAGUAAUAAUUAUUUUAAAACAAGAUUUUGACGUUACCACUUUCUUUUGUGUAAUUAACUGUAAAUGAUUUAUACAGUACUUAUUCUAAGAACUAUUCAUUUUGCGAUAUCUAUAUUUUUGUUCCAGUAUUUAUAAAAACAAUUGAUAAAACGGUUCAUUAUUACGCAUAAAAUAAAUUAUAUUCGUGAGUUUUUUUCUUUGGUAAUAGUAAUCAUGCCUAGUGUAUACUGGGUGCUGGGUAGUGACUACACAAAUUUUAAAAUACAAUACAAUUUCUUAUUAUUUUUUUUUCUUUUAUAUAUAAAAUAUUGUAUUUCUGUUAUUGAAUUUAGCGUGCUUAUGCAUCAAAAUCUCAUUGUGUUGUCUGAAUAGUGAUUUAUAAAACUUAGUUUUACAUGUUUAGAUAAUAUGAAAUAAGCAUAUAGAAUGGGCAAUUUUUAAUCUUAAUUAAUAAUAACUAAUAAAGUGAUUCUUCAAAUUUGUCAAGACAUUCCCUUUUAAACACUCUAAUCCAUUCCUUUAGAAAUUAUGUAUAUUUUACAUAUAUUAACAAUUGUUAUUGUGAUAAAUUUUCAACAAAUUCCAAGCUAAUUAAUAGAAAGCCAAUUAUUUCUUGCAUUUUCAGUAUACAAAUAUUGUAUAUGCAAUAAAUGUAUAUUGGGUGUUUGCUUGUGCUAUUAAUUAUGCAGUUAUUGUGAUUCGAUAAUGUAUGAGUAUUAAAAAACCAGUGUUUAAAAUAAAUGUGUUUUAUUGUUCACAUUUAAAUUGGUAAAUUUUUGGUAUAUAAAUAUGUUAGUUUAAUAUUAUAACAAGUAGUAUUUUUCAAAAGUAUUAAUUGCUUAUCAUCAGUAUUUACCUUUCUUAAAAUUGAAAAAAAUUUGUAUAAUAUUUUAUAUUUAUAAAUUAUUAUUAUAAAUACAGUAAGUUAAUUGAAUUAUUGUGAUAUAACAAAAAUACAUUUGUAUUUUGUCCACAUAUAAUUAUUAUAGAAAUUACGAUUAAUAAGAUAGCAAUGAAAUGUGCUAUGUAAAGUUAUGCCAGUCACAUUAGUCCGCCCUACGAGGAAUUUAUUUUAGACUCAUUCAUGCUCAUCAAUAACAAGUCUGUUUUGUGUUACAUAUUUUGAUCAUAAUAAUUUGUACGUUUAUUGCAAGUAACCGAGGUUGUGGCCUGUUUGUUAUUCAAAUUAAAAAAAAAUAAAAACCUUUAAAAAAAAAAAACUUUUGGCCAUAAAUAGUGUUGUUAGAUAUUUUGUCAAUUUCUUUAUAACAAUUAAGUACUUAUUAUUAUUAUUAUUAUUAAGUUUGUUAAAUCAAUCAAAACUUUUUAGGUAUUUAAAUAAAUUUGAUUUCAUGGUUUGAAAUUGAAAUGGCACUUAUAUGGAUGAUAAUUUAUUGUUAUAUCGGUUCAAUGCAUUUUUAACAUUAUCAAUUUUUGAAUUGUUUUCGAAGAGAUAGCUAUUACAAAACGUGACAUAGCAUUUGUUUUCUUAUGUGUUACGCUUUUGAGAGAAUUUAUUUGUAUUUGAUUUAUUUAUUAUUCAUUACUUUAUUAAUUAUAUUAAUAACUAUAAACAAUUACUACAAUUUACGUGCAAUAU
Adelges cooleyi (spruce gall adelgid) is the source of this 11423-nucleotide messenger RNA. It is a transcript of the gene rg, whose product is annotated as neurobeachin. Gene Ontology annotation, molecular function: protein kinase binding. Lineage: Eukaryota; Metazoa; Arthropoda; Insecta; Hemiptera; Adelgidae. The transcript has 54 exons. Gene Ontology annotation, cellular component: membrane; cytosol. The record is from RefSeq and is a predicted model, not a curated record. Gene Ontology annotation, biological process: intracellular protein localization. The coding region runs from base 489 to 9608 and encodes 3039 amino acids.